This is a messenger RNA of Marmota flaviventris (yellow-bellied marmot), 9442 nucleotides long. RefSeq names its product Ral GTPase activating protein catalytic subunit alpha 2 (gene Ralgapa2). Gene Ontology annotation, cellular component: nucleus; cytoplasm. Gene Ontology annotation, biological process: positive regulation of GTPase activity; regulation of small GTPase mediated signal transduction. Gene Ontology annotation, molecular function: GTPase activator activity. The record is from RefSeq and is a predicted model, not a curated record. NCBI's taxonomy places the organism in Eukaryota, Metazoa, Chordata, Mammalia, Rodentia, Sciuridae.
UCCCGACCCUAUGCGGUGACUCGUGUGGCGCAGGCGCUCCUGCCCCGCCGGCGGGGCCCAGGCUUCCCGCGGCGGGAUGUUCUCCCGAAGGAGCCACGGGGAUGUGAAGAAGUCCACCCAGAAGGUGUUGGACCCCAAGAAGGACGUGCUGACUCGCCUGAAGCACCUGCGGGCGCUGCUUGAUAAUGUGGAUGCAGGUGAUCUUAAGCAGUUUUUUGAGACCAACUAUUCACAGAUAUAUUUCAUCUUCUAUGAAAAUUUUAUAACACUGGAAAAUAGUUUAAAAUUAAAAGGGAAUAAUAAGUCACAAAGGGAGGAGCUGGACUCCAUCCUCUUUCUUUUUGAAAAAAUACUGCAGUUUCUACCUGAGCGAAUUUUCUUUCGAUGGCAUUACCAGAGUAUAGGCUCAACUUUAAAGAAGCUUCUACACACCGGAAAUUCUAUUAAGAUAAGAUGUGAAGGAAUCAGGUUGUUUCUUUUGUGGCUUCAAGCACUUCAGACAAACUGCGCAGAAGAACAGGUGCUGAUUUUUGCAUGCCUCGUGCCUGGUUUUCCAGCGGUCUUAUCAUCCAGGGGGCCCUGCACACUGGAGACACUCAUCAAUCCUAGCCCUAGUGUAGCUGAUGCAAAAAUAUUUCCAGAAGAAAUCACUCCACUCCUGCCAGCCAUAUCAGGGGAGAAGAUUGCUGAGGACCAAACCUGCUUUUUUCUUCAAAUACUGUUGAAAUAUAUGGUUAUUCAGGCUGCAAGCUUGGAGUGGAAGAAUAAAGAGAAUCAGGAUACUGGUUUUAAAUUUCUUUUUACAUUGUUUCGAAAGUAUUAUCUUCCUCAUUUAUUUCCAUCAUUUACUAAGUUAACAAAUAUCUACAAACCUGUACUUGACAUCCCCCAUUUAAGACCAAAGCCAGUGUAUAUUACUACAACUCGAGAUAAUGAAAGCGUUUACAGUACAAAAAUUCCAUACAUGGCAGCUCGUGUGGUUUUUAUUAAGUGGGUUGUAACAUUCUUUUUGGAAAAAAAGUAUCUAACUGCAACACAGAACACUAAAAAUGGAGUUGAUGUAUUGCCGAAAAUCAUUCAGACUGUUGGUGGUGGAGCAGUACAAGAGAGGGUGCCAGAGUUGGAUAGCAGUGGGCCAACAGAGCAGGACAAAAACCAUUCUAACAGCAGCACCUUGUCUGACCGAAGACUCAGCAACACCAGCCUUUGUAGCAUUGAAGAAGAGUACCGAACGGUGUAUGAAAUGGUGCAGCGGAUUCUCUUGUCAACACGUGGUUAUGUCAAUUUUGUGAAUGAAGUAUUUCGCCAGGCAUUUUUGCUGCCUUCCUGUGAAAUAGCUGUAACAAGAAAAGUAGUUCAAGUGUACAGAAUGUGGAUCCUGCAGGACAAACCUGUGUUCAUGGAGGAACCAGAUAAAAAAGAUGUUGCCCAAGAAGAUGCUGAAAAAUUAGGAUUUUCAGAGACUGACAACAAGGAGGUCUCGUCUGAAAAUUCUGGUCAUAAACGAUCUUCCAGUUGGGGACGCACAUACUCUUUCACAAGUGCCAUGAGCAGAGGAUGUGUGACAGAAGAGGACAAUACAAAUGUGAAAGCUGGUGCCCAGGCUAUGCUGCAGGUAUUUCUGACAAAUGCUGCAAACGUUUUCUUGCUGGAACCAUGUGCUGAAGUUCCCAUGCUUUUAAAAGAACAAGUUGAUGCUUGUAAAGCUGUUUUGAUUAUUUUUAGGCGCAUGAUAAUGGAGCUUACAAUGAAUAAAAAGACAUGGGAGCAGAUGUUGCAAAUACUACUCAGGAUAACAGAAGCUGUCAUGCAGAAGCCAAAGGAUAAACAAAUAAAGGACUUGUUUGCCCAGAGCUUGGCAGGGUUACUAUUUAGGACUCUCAUCGUGGCUUGGAUCCGAGCAAACCUCUAUGUGUAUAUUUCUCGAGAGCUCUGGGAUGACUUUCUUGGUGUGCUGUCCUCCCUCACAGAAUGGGAGGAGCUCAUCAGUGAAUGGGCAAACAUAAUGGACUCUUUGACAGCAGUGCUUGCAAGAACUGUUUACGGAGUUGAAAUGACAAACCUACCUCUGGAUAAAUUAAGUGAACAAAAGGAGAAGAAGCAACGAGGCAAAGGCUGUGUUAUAGAUUCUCAGAAAGGAACAACUGUGGGGAGAUCUUUUUCUCUCAGCUGGCGGAGCCACCCAGAUGUGACUGAGCCAAUGCGAUUUAGGAGUGCCACCACUUCUGGAGCACCAGGAGUUGAAAAGGCAAGGAAUAUUGUUCGCCAGAAAGCAACUGAAGUGGAGGAGUGUCAACAGUCAGAAAAUGCACCUGUAGCUGAGUCUGGUCAUCUCAUGGUGGGACAGCAACAGGUCCUCCGGAGCAGCAGCACAUCUGACAUCACUGAGCCACUGUGCUCAGAUUCUUCUCAAGGUCAAAAGGUAGAAAAUGCACAGAAUUUGAGUUCUUCAGAACUCAGGGCCAUUCAGGAGAAUAAAGGACAUGUGAAGAGAGAACAUGAAGGAAUAACAAUCUUAGUUCGAAGAAGCAGUAGCCCUGCUGAAUUGGACUUGAAGGAUGAUCUGCAGCAGACACAAGGAAAAUGUAGGGAAAGGCAGAAGAAUGAUAGUACCAGCAGUGACACAGCUCUGGGCUAUAACAAUGAGGCAGAGCUGUCUAUGAGCCCAUGGCAGACUUGUGAGGAAGACCCAGAACUGAACACUCCCACGGAUGUUGUGGUUGACUCUGAUGCCCGCCAUUGGUUACAACUGAGUCCAACUGAUGCUUCAAACUUAACAGACAGCAGCGAGUGUCUUGCAGAUGACUGUAGUAUAAUUGCUGGAGGGAAUCUCACUGGUUGGCACCCAGAUUCUGCUGCUGUGUUGUGGCGAAGAGUCUUGGGAAUCCUCGGAGACGUGAAUAAUAUCCAGUCACCCAAGAUCCAUGCCAAAGUUUUUGGCUAUCUCUAUGAACUCUGGUACAAAUUAGCAAAGAUACGGGAUAAUCUAGCAAUAAGCCUGGAUAACCAGUCUUCUCCAUCUCCUCCAGUCUUGAUCCCACCACUCAGAAUGUUUGCAUCAUGGCUAUUUAAGGCAACGACGCUGCCAAAUGAAUACAAGGAAGGCAAACUGCAAGCCUACAGGCUGAUCUGUGCCAUGAUGACCAGACGCCAGGAUGUUCUGCCAAACUCAGAUUUCCUGGUGCAUUUUUACCUUGUGAUGCACCUGGGAUUAACCAGCGAGGACCAGGACAUUUUAAAUACCAUUAUAAGGCACUGUCCACCGCGCUUUUUCUCCCUGGGUUUGCCUGGAUUCUCAAUGCUGGUGGGAGACUUUAUCACGGCUGCAGCAAGGGUCCUUAGUACAGACAUGUUGGCGGCACCUCGUGCAGAAGCUCUCACCAUCCUGGGUUCCCUGGUGUGCUUUCCAAAUACCUACCAGGAGAUCCCUUUACUACCGUCAGUGCCGGAAGUGAAUGAGGUCAUUACAGGAACUGAAGAUGUCAAGCAUUACCUCAUAAAUAUUUUACUGAAGAAUGCCACAGAAGAACCAAAUGAAUGUGCAAGAUGCAUCGCCAUUUGCUCACUUGGGGUCUGGAUCUGUGAAGAGCUUGCACAGUGUACCAGCCAUCCUCAGGUGAAAGAAGCCAUCAAUGUGAUAGGUGUAACUUUGAAGUUUCCUAACAAAAUUGUGGCUCAGGUAGCCUGUGAUAUUCUUCAGUUGCUGGUUUCCUACUGGGAAAAACUUCAGAUGUUUGAAACCUCUCUGCCUCGGAAAAUGGCAGAAAUCCUUGUGGCUACAAUUGCUUUCCUAUUACCAAGUGCUGAAUACUCUUCAGUGGAAACAGAUAAGAAGUUUAUUGUAUCCUUACUCCUCUGCCUCUUGGACUGGUGCAUGGCAUUGCCAGUGAAUACCCUUCUCCAUCCUGUGUCCACAGUGGUCCUGGAGGAGCAGCACCCAUCCCGGGCCCCCUUGCUGGAUUAUAUCUAUAGGGUUCUGCACUGCUGUGUUUGUGGCUCAAGCACAUACACCCAACAAAGUCACUAUACACUGACUCUGGCUGACUUGUCAUCCACGGAUUAUGACCCCUUUCUGCCACUGGCAAACGUGAAGAGCUCUGAGGCAGUUCAGUAUCAUUCAUCAGCAGAACUGGGGAACCUGCUGACUGUUGAAGAGGAGAAAAGGCGAAGAAGUGUGGAACUGAUCCCUCUGACUGCCCGAAUGGUGAUGGCCCACCUGGUGAACCACCUGGGUCACUACCCUCUGAGCGGAGGCCCAGCUGUGCUGCAUAGCCUUGUCAGUGAGAACCACGACAAUGCCCACGUGGAAGGCACUGAGCUGUCUUCUGAGGUGUUCAGGAGCCCCAACCUGCAGCUGUUUGUAUUUAAUGACAGUACCCUCAUUUCCUACCUUCAGACACCUGCAGAAGGACCUGGGGGUGCCCUCUCAGAUGUGAGAGUUAUUGUGAGGGAUAUAUCAGGGAAGUACUCUUGGGAUGGAAAAGUUUUAUAUGGGCCUCUGGAGGGACACUUAGCACCCAAUGGAAGAAAUCCCUUAUUUCUAAUUUCGGGCCACCAUCAUCACACAUUUGGACCUCAGAAAGAUCAUUCCCAAAUCGAAGAAGGAGAUGAUGUCCUUGACAAACUACUUGAAAACAUUGGCCACACUAGUCCCGAAUGCCUUUUACCAUCACAGCUAAAUCUAAAUGAGCCCUCCCCACCCCCAUAUGGCAUGAACCGUGAGCAAGAAAAGGAAAUCAUUGAGGUCAUUUUGCGCCAGAGUGCACAGGAAGACGAAUAUGUUCAGAGGUGUAACUCUGAUUCUUCAAUGAAAGUUACCAGCCAAGGGCAACCCUCGCCAGUGGAGCCCCGAGGGCCUUUUUAUUUCUGCAGGUUGUUACUCGAUGAUUUGGGAAUGAAUUCUUGGGAUAGAAGGAAGAAUUUUCAUCUUUUGAAGAAAAAUUCAAAAUUAUUGAGAGAAUUGAAAAACCUGGACUCUCGCCAGUGCCGUGAGACACACAAAAUUGCAGUGUUUUACAUUGCCGAAGGUCAAGAAGACAAGUGUUCAAUCCUCUCCAAUGAAAGAGGAAGCCAAGCAUAUGAAGAUUUUGUGGCUGGUCUUGGAUGGGAGGUGGAUCUCUCCACCCACUGUGGGUUCAUGGGUGGCCUUCAGCGCAAUGGCAGCACUGGUCAGACAGCCCCUUAUUAUGCUACCUCUACUGUGGAAGUGAUUUUCCAUGUUUCCACUCGGAUGCCAUCAGACUCAGAUGAUUCACUUACCAAAAAGCUCCGUCACUUGGGGAAUGACGAGGUCCACAUUGUCUGGUCUGAACACUCCAGGGACUACCGCAGGGGUAUUAUCCCAACCGCCUUUGGAGAUGUUUCAAUCAUUAUUUACCCAAUGAAGAAUCACAUGUUCUUUAUAGCCAUAACGAAGAAACCUGAGGUUCCAUUUUUUGGUCCUCUGUUCGAUGGAGCCAUAGUGAGUGGGAAGCUGCUGCCAAGCCUUAUAUGUGCCACUUGCAUCAAUGCCAGCAGGGCUGUGAAGUGCCUCAUCCCACUCUACCAGAGUUUCUAUGAAGAGAGAGCGCUGUAUCUUGAAGCAAUAAUUCAGAACCACCGAGAAGUCAUGACAUUUGAGGAUUUCGCAGCUCAAGUCUUUUCUCCCUCUCCCAGCUACUCCCUCAGUGGAACGGGGGCCUUGGCCUCCAUCCUGAGUGCUGACCUCAAAGAGUCCCUUGGUGUGGAGGAGACGGACCAGACUCCCCUGCCCUUUUCCCUUGGCUCCAAACCCAGAGACUUCAGGAAACUCCAUGACUGUGCCAGCGCUCUCAGCAAGCUUUCGUAUCACUGGAUCUUUGAAGUCAAAGGUGGAUCCCACUGAACCAUUUCAUGUGGAUCUUUCAAGUGGGGCUAUGUCAUCUCAUCCUAAAACUUCUCAAACCUCCAGCUUCCAAAAAAGAAAAAGUCACCAACAACCAGAAACAAACCUCCUGUCUCUGAUUUACUCUGGUGUCUGCUCGCUUUCAGGGAGGGGGCAAAGGGAAGUUGGCUUCUGAACCCCAAGCUGGUUACCCUCAUUUAUAAACCCAAGCAGGAUUCCCAGAGGGCAGCAAAACAAUCGUGGAAUUGUGGAAUUUUCUCUGUAUCAAUUUUGUUAGUUCACCUUAUGUUAUGAUUUAUGGUUUACUCAAAAAUUUCAUCAUCAUUGAAAUUGGCUUUCCCAGGGGUCUUUAGCCCAGGAGUUUUCUCUCAGUUGUGAAGUCUUUUGCCAUCUUAUACCCAAGGUCCACACACUGAGGUGAUUUUUCUGACCACUCAGAGGACUCCCAAGUCAUAAUUCUGAUCCUAUCCCAGAACACUCAGAAGUCUCUAGAAAUACAAGGUCCUAUCCUGUGAGACAGACGUCCUAUCUUGUAAGACAAGAAGAAACCCCAGGGUUAGUCCCACAUCCUUACAAAAGGCAAAUGCCAGUGUCUGGUGCCACAGUGAGGUGGAUGGACACUCUAGAAAGUCCAGAUGCCUCCAAAGCUUCACCUUCAUUUUCCCUCCUGGCUAUUACUCAAAGAGGGCCAAGACAGGCCUUGGAAAUGCUUCUUGUCAUGCAGAUUGCAAGCAAGAGAUUUAUUUGAUCCAUAGUUUUUUACCCAUUUCGACCUGUUAAAAAAGAUAAUAAAGGGAAGAGAAAGAAAAGAAGGAAGGAGAGAAGGAAAGGAAGAAAAUAAAAAAUCCUGUCUUCUGUCUGGGCUUGCUCUGCUCCCUUGCUGGGCAUCUCUGGGUGAACCCUGCCAUGUAGCAACAGGGAAAUCAAUCCAUAGGGAAGACAGCCUUCUUCCUGUGUCCCGCCCCUGGGAGCAGUCUCAGAGCUAGAAGUUUGCCCCUCUACCUCCAAGAGAAAUCUAAGAAACUCAUCAGAGGCCAUCACACACUGCACAGUUCUUGCUCUUGUGAGACCAUUUCAUAGUGCACAAUGCCCCUUGGUUUAGAGUGGGAAAGCAGUAGGCAAUAUGCAGCCAUGAUUGGCCCUGGAUAUGAAAAGGUGUGUACACACCUUCCCACCUUCCUGCAUGCUGCCUUCUGCUCUUCACACACACUCGUAUGUUACACUUUCCCUGAGGAACCAAUUUUUUCAUGAGCCAUUGAGUUGAUUUGGCUGAUACCUAAUAGGGGCAGACCCAGGUGUCAGACUCACUCUUGGGACAAGUGAGAAAGACUAAGAACAUCAUUCCCAUCAGAAAAGUGGAACUUCCAAUGUUAGGAAGAGUCUGUCUACUUUAUGUAGGAUUCAGGCAGAGAUUGAGUCCCAGGACCAUUGGACAGAGCUGUUUGAAUGUAAGAGAAUGGGGGACAUUCCUAAGUAGAAGUAAGCUUUAAUCACUUUGGGUUGUUUUCUUUUGGGGCGUGAGCAGUGCUGGGGACUAAACCCCAAUGCCUUGAACCUCCUAGAUAAGAGCUCUACCACUGAACUACAUCUCCAGCACUUUGGGGCUAUUUUCUAAUAACCCAGUGCAUUCACUUCUUUGGGGAUUAGUGACAAAAGAAAGGGUGACUAGAAAUCAUGGUGUUUCCUAUCCUGCUAGCAAAUGCCUUGCUUCUUAUUCUCACCCACUCCCCCUCCCAUCCUUUCCUUUUCUUUAAGUGAUUUGGGCUUCCUGGUCAGCAGAGUUUGGCCAGUGUUGCUCAGGCUUUUGACUGUGAUUGAUACACUUGGUUUCAUGUUUACAAAGUACCCAGACUUUUUUCCUAUAGAGAAGCACAUCACCUGUUCCUGGGGUCCUGAGUCCCCCAUAGCACUCUGGCAGCAAAUAACUUCCCACAGAAUGUUUUAUCUGCAGGCUCUAGAAAUUUCUGUUGCAGAAUUCCUGGCUGAAGUAGAAGAAUUUGGAAGUCUUUUUUUUUUUUUUUUUUUUUUUUUUAAUGGUGUUGGGAACAGAACUAGGGACCUUGUGCAUGCUAGGCAAGCAUCUGCCACUAGGGAACAUCCUGGAAGUCAUAUUUAACUCCCCUGGACCUCUGCUCCAUGAUUCAUUUUGCCUCCAUGAACCAGAGCUUCUGACCUUGGAGUGGGAAAUUCAAUUGUAGGUAGCAAAUAACUCAACCUUCAUGUAAUCCCUAAUGAUUUUAACAACCCUGUGACCCCAGAUGACAGCCAGCAGUUUUGUGACUAGAGGUUUUUUUUUUUUUUUCUUUUAGUCCACUGUUCUCAGUAACAGCUUUGGUUUGGAGAUGGAGUGGGGAAGCAGGGACUCUGGCAACCAUGUUUGCUUGCAAUCACAUGAACUUGGUCGUUUUUGUUAUUUGGGGUGGAAAAUUGAAAUGAGGAAAUUUUUUUUUCAGUUAGAAAAGUAAAUAUUGUGUUUUUGUAAUAAAUGCCUCUUAGCAAAAUUGCUGAGGGUCACUCAUCCAGUAGAGACCCUCCUGAGUCACAGCGCUGACUCAUCACAUUAGUAUUAGUAGUUCAGCCAUCUGUAAACACAAGUGUUCCUAAUUGGCCCAGAAUGUGAUAAGAUUUGCUGGCCUCACACUGGGCCUGGGCAAUUCCCUCAUUUCUCUGCAUGACGAUUUCCGGAUUUCCACUUAGAGUUAACUGAUUUUUAUCAUAUCAUUGAUCACGAUUUUAUACUUUAAAAAUAGUAGUUCCACAAAAUAACUUUUAAAAAGUAGUUAAUCCUUGAGCAGACACAAGGAAAGAAACUUAGCCCGGGUAAGUGACUGUCACGGUGUCUUCAGCUGCCACACUUGCAGCUUUUAAGAGCCAUGGGGUGGAGGGGACCCUUGACUUUGUGAUGUGGGUUGAUUAAUCAGGACCCUUAGCCUUACAAACAAGAGAUCAUGGAAGAUUCAGAGAGCCAUGCAAAUCCAGUCUUCCUGAGCUUUCUCAGGUGUCACCACCUGGGUGCAACUGACCUGUUAUCCUUGCAUCAAGUGGAGAUUUGGUGAAUCCUUUAAAAUUUACUGUGAUGUCUUACAUAUAGCUGUGUUAGUUUUUAUCUACAGAAGGCAGAUGUCCAAUCUGAAGGGAAAUUCAACGAGAAACAACCAUCGUUGUAGUUGCACUCAAUAUCUCUGUAUGACAUACACAUUAAGUGAAUGUUUUCUUAUAUUUUUAGGUCUACAAUGUGUAAAUAGGGGGAAAAUUUGAUAAAUAUGGUAAAUUAAGUUAUAGCUGUCAUUUGAUCCUUAUUUUGCUGUCUCUUUUUAUUUAAUUUUCCUGAUGCUGCACAUCUAGGUUCAUUCUUAGGUGAUAGAAACCUUCACAUCUAGUCCACUUUCCCAGGUGUGUGUGUGUGUGUGUGUGUGUGUACACGUGCACAUGCGUGUAUGCACACGCCAGGACCCACUUUACAGAGGCAGUCAUGCCCAGGAAAGCACACAGCUCCACUGAUGACGUCUCUUGACUCUCUACCCUCUUCCCCUUGAAUUCUGAUUUACUGUGAUGAUUUAAUAAAGUGGAGAAACAGCA